CUCUCCUCGCUCCACCUCCCCAGUCAGCGCUGCUCUCUCCUGCCGCUGCAGAGGGACGAGAGACGAGAGCCUGAUGGUACAACUGGCUCACUUUUUCUCCCGUCGUACCCUCACUACGGCAAAAUGAAGCCUGCGCUAAUCGUGGUUUUUGCUCUCCUUGCAGAAACUGUCGCGCUCCCAGUUGGCAAAGAGGGGCAAAAAGAUGUGGUUGCACGAUGUCUGGUCGAAGUCUUGACCAAAGCGCUGUCCAAGCCGGACGUUCAUUUGGAUCAGGAAUGCAAAGACAUUCUCCAAACAGGUGUCAAAUAUGCCCCAGUGAACAAAAAGACUACAGAGGGGACUGCAACACAGGAGGAAAUCUCUGACGCGGGAGCCCCUACGGCAAAGACGGCGGACGUCAACGACAUUGAGGCACUGCUGAAAUCUGUGGAGGAAAAGAGGGAAACCCCCGAAGAGGAGCGGAACCAGGAAUCAUGGAGUCUGAUAGAGAAGCGGGAUGGGGAUCAGGAGGAAGAAAUACGAGAGAAGCGGAGCAGCUGGAGGCCAGGGAGAUUCCACCAGAGGAAGAGCAAACGAGGAGAGGAAGAUUACGACCGCAGUCAGGAGAGUUGGGGAGGCCUUGAAAGGAGGUACAACGACAAAGAAGAAGAGGACGGAGAAAGUGAAGAACGAGAGAAGAGGAACUGGAGGCCCGGAAGGCACUACCAAAGAAAAAGUAAACGGGAUGAGGAAGACGGGGAAGAGGCAGAGGAGGAACGCAGUCAAGAGUACUGGGAUGCAGACAAGAGGCUGGAGAACGAGGAGGAGGGGGAGAGAGAGAAGCGCAUAUGGAAACCCACACAUCGCUAUCAUCACAAGAUAAAGCUCCACAGGCGCAGCGACGAACCAUCCGAGGGUGAGGGAUACGAAGACCGCAGCCAGGAAUCAUGGGAUGUUGACAAGAGGAGCUGGAAGGCUGGCAGAUUCCACCAGAGGAGACACAAGCGCGAUGAGGAGCUAUCGGAAGAAGCGAGGGAAGAGCCUGAGGAGGAGCGAAGCCAGGAACAUUGGGACAUAGACACUGGGAGAGAAAAGAGAGAGUGGAGAGCGGGAAGGUAUCACCAAAGGAGGCAGAAGAGAGAUGAGGAGCUUUCCGAGGAAGCAAAGGAAGAACCUGAUGAAGAGCGAAACCAGGAAUAUUGGGAUUUUGACACCGGAAGAGAAAAGAGGGACUGGAGGCCGGGCAGGCAUUCCCAAAGGAGGCACAAACGUGACGAAGAGAUUUCGGAAGAAGCCAGAGACGAGCCUGAUGAAGAAAGGAGCCAGGAAGCCUGGGACUUUGACACAGAACGAGCUAAGCGGAACUGGAGGCCCGGCAGGCACCACCAGAGGAAACACAAGCGCGCCGAAGAGCUCGGAGAGGAUGGCAGGGAAGAGCCGGAGGAAGAGCGCAGUCAGGAAUACUGGGAUUUUGACAAGAAAGAUGACAAAGACGUAGAGAUAGAAAAGCGGAUCUGGAAGCCCACACACCGGUACCACCACAAGAGGAGACUUCACAAGCGAGGAUCGUCAGAGGAAGAGAUUGAGCCAAUUGGCGACUCGGAAGAGAACGCAGAAGAGGAAAAGGACAGAGAUGAAGCCCUGAGGUACUUGGCUGAGAAACGCAAUCCCUGGAUUGACAGAGGCUAUUACCACCCAGCCUGGUAUAAGAGAGACUCAGACGAACAUGCUGCAUCAUCCGCUAAGAUGGAUGAACUGACCCAGCUGCUUAGUUACAAGUUAAACCAGCUGGCUAACCAAUCCACUAAAGAGGAGGAUAAGAGGAGUUCGCAGCAGAGAGAGCUUACACCCCAGGAGGAGAAACAGCUGGAAAACCUGGCAGCGAUGGACAUGGAGCUGCAGAAAAUCGCAGCCAAGUUGCAUGACAAGACCGCAUAAACCCGGAGCAUUUCACUACAGCCUGUGACCCAUGCCAAGUUACUGUGCAUCUACCUAUUUAAUGGGCUUUGUGUGAAAAAAAAAAGAAAAAAUAAAACAAAAAAAAUUGCAAGAAAGCUCACAUUCUACCUGCUUUACUCGAUGUAUUUGUGAUGUUACGUCAAAAUUAAAACAGCAUGGGAACGGC
Poecilia reticulata (guppy) is the source of this 2104-nucleotide messenger RNA. RefSeq names its product chromogranin B (gene chgb). The record is from RefSeq and is a predicted model, not a curated record. NCBI's taxonomy places the organism in Eukaryota, Metazoa, Chordata, Actinopteri, Cyprinodontiformes, Poeciliidae. Gene Ontology annotation, cellular component: secretory granule.